CACCAUACCUCUGGCUUUCAGUCCGCUUCCUGGGGUCGGCUACAGGAGAUCGGAUGUAGAGCUCACCAUAAAAUUGCUGUGGACGGGCUUGUUUAAUAUUUCUGUAGCAACGUUUGGCUCCCUCCUCGAGAGACCACGCCUCCUCCCCGCAGAUUCACAGGGCCCUGGUCCCUCCCCCUCACCGACCCGGCAGCCUAUAACCUACCCGGGUUUCCGCCCAUUCCUCCACAGUUGAUUCUUUAGGAUGGUUUUUGUCAUGCAAAUAAAGGACGCGUAAAAUAUUCCCCCAGAGCGCAGCGCAGGGCAGAGACUCGCGCGGAGGACACAGACCGGGCCACACGGUGGAUUUGUUUCGUUUUCGUCGCUACGGACCCGUCCAUCUGUCACAGACACCCUGGCCACGAGCAGCGACAUAUUAACCGGGACGUGUAGCCAGGAAUCAGGUCGGACCGUUCAAGGAAACCCUGCGGAGGCUGCCCUGUGGAGAUAGUGGUCAUACUUCCAGUUUCCCCAAGUGAAGUCGGAGCUGUCUCUUCUCCAUCCCCUGCUAUAGGCUACCUGCUGCUGCUACAGAGGGGAAUACGUCUAGAGACCCCUGGAUCGCUUGAGAGUACCCUUUUAUAUUUUAGGGAUUUUAGGAUCUCUCAAAUAUUUACAUUUUUGCACACCAAGUGUGUUAUUUCCUCUUUUGUCCUUUUUUGGGAUAUAUACAGUGAUAUUUUUUCUGUUCUAGUACUUUAAUGUGCCUUAAUAACUGGUUAUAAUCCAGUGUAAGUGUGGCAUUGUCACCAGACCAGAGACGCUCAACAGGGAGAAGACGAUUAUUAUCAGCUUCAGAGCCCAGGCAGGAUUACUGGUCCCCCACCCUCCAGCGAGCUGCAACCAUGAGCCAGGCGGAUGUGUCGACUUGCUCCGCGCCACAGAGGGUUUUCCAGGAGGCGGUGAAGAAGGGCAACACCAAGGAACUGCACUCUUUACUGCAGAACAUGACAAACUGCGAGUUCAACGUCAACUCCUUUGGGCCAGAAGGACAGACGGCCCUCCACCAGUCUGUCAUUGACGGCAACCUGGAGUUGGUAAAACUGCUGGUGAAGUUUGGUGCAGAUAUCCGGCUGGCCAACAGGGAAGGGUGGAGCGCUUUACACAUCGCCGCCUUCGGGGGCCACCAAGACAUUGUGCUAUACCUCAUCACCAAGGCCAAGUACUCCUCUGGCGCCCGGUGAUCUGUCUCUGCUGUCAGGUAAAAUAAGAAAAAAAUAAAAUAAAAAUAACAACAGGUGGAAAAUAAAACUCCAAUACACGGAAAAGUCAGGCUCUUGUAAAAGCAAAAAAAAAAAAAAAAUGCCAUAAUCUACAUAGUUGUGCCAAAUUAAAAAAAGGAAAUAAAAAUAGACCUGCACAAUUACUCUUCCCUCAUUGUUAACCAAACGGGGCCCUCUCUGCACUCCUGAGUGAAGCACCGCAUGGUUCAUACACAGCGCUUCAACACGAAUCUUUAACAAAAGAAACGCCAUUUCGGUGAGUUUGUUGGUACUAAAGCUUUCCUCUUGAAUGUGUAUCGUCCACUAUAAAAAAAAAAAAACGAAAGAAAAAAAGCCAGUGUACCUGUGUAUCACGUGUGUGUGUUUGGACUCCAGAGUGCAAAUGGCCCAGUUUCUUUCUAUCCAUGACCUCCCAUCCCCAGAAUACUUUUGAAUAGUUUCUUUGUGUGUGUGUGUGUGUGGGGGGGGGGGGCUGUUGCUCCUCAUUGUUCACUUGUAAAAACCCUUUUUAAGUUAUUUUAUAUGAAACACGGCACUUGAUGCUAUAUGGCUGCAUGCUGGAAUAUCUAAAAGGGAACACACAUGAACAAGAGAAGAAGGGUUGCCCUCUGUUGGCUACCAUAGGUCUGUUUUCUUUAGACUAAUAGAUUCAUUGAUUUUUAUUUUAUUUUAUUUUUUACUCAAAGAGCGGCAUCAUGGCUAUCCAACACGCUUUCAGAUGUGUAAUCAUUAUCUAACAACAAGUGACUCCAUCAUUGUUGUGAAGUACUGUACACAAUAGCUUUACUUUUUUUGUUUUAAGAGACAGUAGCUGAAUGCCUCUGCCUACUUCAUGCAGAUCUUGCCAUGCUGGCGUCCAACUUUUCAGGCCAUGUGCGACCACUUUGCCGAUGGUCAUUGUGUUAUUAAUAAAAAACCGCUGCUUUCGCUUUGUAUCAAAAAAAAGUCGCAUUUGGAAUUCACUUUAAAAUCUCCUUUCAGUAUUUUAUUAACAUCCUAGUCAUCACUGUGAAAGCAGGCUGGGUUUUUAUUUUUUUUAUUUUAUUUAUGAAGGUACAUUGAGAAGAUGCAUUUUUUGAAUAUGUUGUGGUUCUUCUUCUUCUUCUUUUUUUAAAUCUAUAAGUGUAAGAAUAUCUAGGGUGACUCAAGCUGCUUCAGACUCGAAGUAUAAACUGUCCCGUGUGGAGGUAGACCUGCCACUCCCAACCCCUCCCCCACUCCCAGAACCCCUUCUGUUAAAGCCUGUUGACCCUCAAGAGGACUUUCUCCCCCAUCCUCCCAUUAAAAGGACUUUGUUUGGUUGCCUUUUGCCAGCUACCUCGACUAUAAAGUAUUCUCAAGUUGUUCAGCUCUCUCACCACUCUGCCACGUUGUUGGAGUCUGAGGAGAUUCAUAAUUUGUCUGUGAUCAUCCACAUGCCAGUAUGUUUUUUGUAGCCUAACAGACAGAUGGACUUCAAAACAGAAGAUGCAAUGAACCAAUUCCUGCAUCAUCAGUCGGGACAGUUUAUUUUUACACUACAACCAAACCAAGGGAGUCUGUGGUUCUCUCUCUCUCUCUCUCUCUCUCCUCUCUCUCUCUCUCUCUGUCUCUCUGUCUGUCUGUCUGUCUCUCUCAAACACACACCCACACACUGCCAUUGAUUUCCCUAUAAACCUCCAAUUUCUCUAUCUGUCUGUCUUCAUUAGCCAUAUAUAUAUAUAUAUAUAUAUAUAUAUAUAUAUAUAUAUAUAUAUAUAUAUAUAUAUAUAUAUAUAUAUAUAAUUUUUUUUUCCAGUUAUACAAAAAUGGAAUUGUAUCGCAUGACUAAUAAAUGCAGGGAGUUUUAUUGCACAAAAAUGCGGAGCCUUGUGCGCCCCCAGUGUUUGUACGGGGUAACUGCAGGAGCCAAGGCUUUGGAAUAGUUAACUACUACUGAGCAGGACCCUAAUACUGUUGGACGAUGAAGACUUUAAAAACAACAACAACAACAACACAUGACUAUUGCAGGAUGUCACAGAAAAGGAAAAUUGGUUUCAUAAACUUGCCUGCUGCAUUUUGAAAGUCAUGACACCCUAACAUUUGUAUCAAUGCUGCUUGUAUGUUUCUUUUUUUUUGUUUGUUUUUAAAGCCUACUGCUCAAAUGGCCCACCGUUGUAAAAAUGCUUCACAGCAACACUGGUUUCACCACAUGAGAAGCUGUUGAAAGAGAGUGUGUUUUUUUUUUAAUGGUCGUGCGUUUGUAUGAUUGUGUGCUUCUCAUGAGGGCCCUGUGUCGCUGUUGAUAAAACAGUCAUGGAGACUGAGAACUUCUCAUUUGAAACCUGGAACAACCACACGUAAACUGAAGCGAUAGAUCCACUACAUCAAGGUAUAGAUUGGUAUCAGGCAACAAAUUAAAUAUGCAUCGCUUGUCUUAAACUUGAUGUUUUUUUUUCUUUUGUUUGUUUGACUAUUGCACUGAUGACUGUUGUUGAAAAGUUGGCUUUUAUGUGUCAACUUUUAAAUUUUUUUUUCUGAAUAGAAAAAAACAAAACGAACACAACAAAAUACUAUUGUAUAAAUAUAUGCUCCAGGUGAUAAUGUGUGUGUUACUUUGUGGAAAAAACAUGAUGUUUUUUUUUUAACAAAGAUGUGUGUAUCUCUGUGAUUGGGUGUAUGUAUAUAUACAUAUGGAUAUAUAUAUAUCGAUGAUGAUGAUGAUGAUGAUAUCUUGGGGCACUUUCUUUUUUGAAGUGCUGUCUUCCUGUUUUUUUUGAAAGGGGAAUAAUACAUUUGAUGGUAAGAUCAUUGUAACAUGAUUAAAAAUUGCACGGUUGUGUGGUUGUUUGGCUUACCAGGGUCAUAACAUUUAUGAUGUAAGGAGCCAGCUGCCGGAUUGGUGUACAUGAGUGAAAUUAUUAUUUUUUUUUUAAGAGAAAGAAAGCGCUGACUUCUUUGGACCAAGUUGUGUUUCUGGUCUUGCUUCAUUUCAAGCAAGAGGAAACAGCUGAUUUUUUUCAUGAGUGAUGCAGAUGUUCCAUCAUGUUUAAUUCUGUUUGUAUUCUUUUGUUUUUGAACAUUUGUAACACUGUGAUGAUGACGUGAUGUCAUGUGGAGAUGCGUGCUGUAUUAUUUUUGUACGUUUGUGUACAAGCCAGUAAAGAAAUCAUUAAACUCAAAUUCUCUGUG
Messenger RNA from Perca fluviatilis (European perch), 4412 nucleotides. It is a transcript of the gene nrarpa, whose product is annotated as NOTCH regulated ankyrin repeat protein a. Bases 885 to 1223 code for a protein of 112 amino acids. Gene Ontology annotation, cellular component: cytoplasm. Gene Ontology annotation, molecular function: phosphatase regulator activity; protein binding; enzyme inhibitor activity. The record is from RefSeq and is a predicted model, not a curated record. The transcript is spliced from 2 exons. NCBI's taxonomy places the organism in Eukaryota, Metazoa, Chordata, Actinopteri, Perciformes, Percidae.